CUUGAAAGCGUCUGUGAAGCGAUCAGUACUCGACUUGAUCGCAGGCCAUGACACCGACCAUCGAUCAAGCGUAUCUCCCUGUUAGGUACCUUGGCCAAUACUACACAGACCACGAGCACCGCUCUACGCGUGGCCAUAGUAGGCGCAUCUCUGUGCUUUGCGUCUCUCGCGCUAGACAGCCUCUCUGCUCGUCCGUCACCUGAGCAACACCCGGCACCAUGAUGGAGAUGGAGACGCCAUCAAGGAUCGAACGGCGUCUCGCUGCUCGUCAAGCGCGAGACGAGUCGAGCGGAGCACUGGACUUUUCAGACACUUCGCCAGGCAUUGGUAGACGCGCCUCCUUUACCAGCGCGUCCGCAUCCAGCUUGAGUCUGGACGACGGAGCAGAGGAGGAGGCGAGGGAUGAUGUCAGCGAUUAUCGACAUCACACACCCGAUGCGGCCAUACCAGUGCCAAGCCGCAUGAGAGCACAGGCGACAAAAGGUCCGAGCUUGCAGGCAGCUGUCGCUGCUUCUCAAGCCGAUGGUGCUGAUGUCGGCCCUGCCAACGACGAUUCCGCGUCUGCAUCUCUUACGGCUUCUCAGGGAUCGGCAAGGGAGCAAGCUAGAGAGAGCGCUUACGAUAGCCCUUCGACAUCGCGUCAAGCGCCUCGCGGUUCUGUCUCCAUCUCUCGCUCAGCUUCCGAUCUCAACUCGCUUCCUCGCACGCCAGUUCGCGAGCCUCAAGCUACCCAAAUCAGCUCCACUCCUUACGCGCCAUCCAUCGCUGGCCGUACGAUGACAUCCAUGGCAGGCUCUACUCGCGGCAACGGACUUGGACUCCUGCCGAGGUCUGCGGCGGCCGCGAGUUCCGCUGGCGCGUCGACAGCGUAUGGCUCAGCAAGGGACAUCAGCGCGGCUCUUCAACCUAGCGAGGUCCCUGCCAGGUCGAGCGCACGGCCUAUGAGCUCUCGAAGCGCACAGAUGGAGCGCGUCACUUCUGCCAGCGACCUGGAAGAUGAGAGUGGCGCGGAAGGCGCGGUUAUGAAUUCUGAAGAAUCAGGGGCAACUCGCACCAUGCACACGAGCGAUAUAGCCGUGACGCCCUUUGAUCCCAACACUGCUAGAAUGCCAGGACGGGAGGAUGAGGUGAUUGAGAGGCGCGGAUCAGCGACUCCUUCUGACUCGUUCGAUGAGGAAGACGUGGCUACACCACGCAGCAGUGCCAGGUCUCAGAACUCGCAAUCGGCGAGCGCUAGCCACCACAGCAAGCGUCCGGGCUCAGCUACACCGGGAACGGACAGCAUGAAUUCGGCGAGGAGAGGCAGAAUCGCAGAGGCCGUUGCUGCCGCGGAUCCUGAUCUCAGCGUUUCCGUCACGCGCAGCAUUACCUUUGGGGCUAGUCAGAACGGCGACGCCCAGGACCAGCAGGAUGUGUCUGCUCAAGUGACGCGGGUCAAGGAUCGAGGCGAAGAGCCUCGCACACCGUUCAAGCCGAUGACUCCGAUUGCUAGAUUCCAGGCCAGACACCGCCAGGAGAGGGAGCAGACCGUAGACUCGGCCGAAGACGUCGAGCGCGCCCUCGGGAACCUCGAUGCUGAAGAUUCUCUUAGCACUUCGAAAGGCAAUCAACCUAGCUCGCAGCAGCAGAGCGAAGGAGAGACAUCGAGACGGAGCGGCGAAAAUGAGACGCGAACAUCCUUUUCGAGCCCAGCGGCAGGCAAGCUUGACCGACAGCAGCAGACUGCCAGAGCUCGAACCUCGGCUCCACCUACACAGGUAGACGAGGCUGAUGCGGUCAAGACACCGCGGGUUGGUGGGAGCGCAGCGGAUCAAAAACGUAUGGAGAACUAUCUACUUUCCACAAUUGCUCGCUCAGCACGCCCCCAGACAUUGCGCAAGGUGACCCCUCGUGCACCACUAGGUGCGCAAAACGGCAAGAAUAAUGCCAAAGGAUCUGCAAGCACUUCGUUUGGGGAGAGACGCCGCACUGCUCAGUCUCCCUUGUCAACUCUUGCUUCUCAUUUGCAAGCCAAUGCGGGCGAGGCAGAGUCAAUGGUCUCUGAAGUCUCAUCGACGAACGACUUGACCGUGCCGGCUCAUCGGGCGGGUCCAUACAGGUCCAACACGUCUUUCCCAGGCGUAGGUGUCGCCACUGGAGCCAUCUCUGCUGGGGCGGGAGCGGUGGAUAGCAACAGACUGAAUUCGUACUUGAACAAGAUAAAUGGACAAUUCGAAGAUGAGAAUCUGGGGCUGAGAGGAGAGAUCGGCGUGCUCAAAGAGGAGCUCAAUGAUGCUCAAGCACGGAUCGCAGAAUAUGAACGCGCCGAGACGUCUCCUCGAAACACUCAGAGCGAUGGAAAAGAUGUGAACGACCAUUCUCAACAAGGAUCCCGUGCCGCACAAGAGCAGAUCGAACUACUGCAGCAAGGCCAGCGCGAAUUGAACGAAGAGCUCGAUCGGCUCGAAGAAGAGAAGGCCCACCUGGAAGAGCAGCUAGCGGCUUACCAAGAUGCAGCCGCAUCUGCAAAAGACCACGAAAGAGAAGAGCUGACGCCUGAGCAGGCUUCGGCUCUACGCGCUCAGUUGAACUUGCUCGAGGCAGACCUCGCAGAUAGACAUCAGGAAAUCAAUGACCUCGAGCUCGAAAUGGACAACAUCAAGCGUGAUUCGGUUGAUCGCAUGAAGCGCGCCAUGGAAGAGGCGGACGGGCUCCAGCGGGAGUCGGAGCAGAGAGCCCUUGAGGAGCGACGCGAGCUCGAGGUUCGCGAGGCUGAAGCUAGACAAGAAGCUCAGGAGCUGGCCGAAGACAAACAAGAGCUCCAGGCGCAGUUGGAGCAGUGCCAGAAAGAACGUGAUGCUCUCAAGCGAGCUGCCGCGAAGCGAGCUCAGGACUUGCAUGAUGCUGCUCAGAAUGAUGAUUUGGCUCAAGAGUUGGAACAAGCCUAUAUUGACCUGGAUGAGGCGAGAGAAAGAAUUGCUGCGACUGAUCAGGUCGAGAAGGACGCGGAGCAACUGCGUGACGAGAAUAGGGCUUUGAGAAGUCAGCUGGAAGACGCUGUUGCUCGUGAGGAGGAGCUCGAAGGACAUAUCGGUGCCCUUGAAGAUCAGGCGAUGACGCAAGAAACAGCGCUCCAUGACGCGCAUACUGAAGUGCAAGAGCUGCAGGCAGAGCUGGACGCUGCCGAUGAUCGGGUGCUGGAAGAGGCGGAUCGGGUAGAGCAAAAGAUGAAGAGCAGACUUUCCGAUUUGGAGAUCGAGCUGGAAGAGAAGAGAGGCGAGGUGAAUAGCCUGACCACGCGCUUGCGUCGUGCUCAAGAAACGCCCGCUCGCCCCAGCACGGGAACGGUGAUGACUCCUGGAAGGGAACUGCAACUUGAGACCAAAUUCAACGAACGUUUACAGAUCGCAGAUCAACAUCAUAAAGCCGAGCUUGCACUCAAAGAUGAGGAAAUCGCUCAUCUGAAAGAAGUUGAAAGGGCCAUGAAGGAGCGCGUUGAGGGGCUCAAGAAACAGAGCGCUAUCAUAGAAUCCCUGGCGGACCAGUCUAGAGCACACUUCGACCCGGACAAGACGCCCGUUCCGCGCCAAGUACAGUCGCUUCGAACUGCCCGCACUCCUGCCUCGCCCUUUUCGUUUGUCGGAUCGUCGUUCGGAAAUUCCACGCUGGGCAACAAGGUGGAUCGCGACGAAGCGCAGCGCCUUCAACUGCUCAUCGACGAGGGCAAUACUAGCAUGGACCACAAGCUGGCUUAUAUGAGCGAGCAGGGAUUCUCCAACAUCGAGUCAAGGAGGCAACUGAACGACGCUAGGCGCGAAAUUGCUGAGUUGAAAGCUGAACUAAGAGCAGUCGGAGUGCCUGAACCUACACGAACGCUGCGAGACCCUUCCAUUUCGAUGGCAAGCUCGGACGGCACGACUAGGCGUCUCGACUCCAAAGCAUUGAGCGAGCAGAUCCACGAGCUCAAAGUUACACUGGCUCAGGAGACACAGCAGGUGCAGAAAUUGCGCAGCGAGCGUGAUGGGUUUGAGAAAGACAAUCGCGCACUGCGCGAUAUUGCUUCCGCCCUCAACGCCAAGAAGAGCCAGGAGGAGGAUGAGCUGAAACGAAUCGCUGCCCACACGUAUGCUCAGACUCAAAAACGCCUCGAUAGGGCAUUUCAGACCGUGCAGCAGUACGAUCAUGACCUGCGCGAAGAACGUCAAAGGCUAUGCGGCCUGGAAGCAGAUUCUCGAGCUUCCAACAUGAAUAGCGCCCACCUGGAGGUGCAGUUGCGACAGGCCGAGGCUGCACUCCUUGCGCAAGAGCUGAAACUCCGCGAGAAGCAGGACGCGCACGAGCGCAUGCAUUCCGAUUUGCUAGAGCGCUCGACCAUGAGCGCUUCGGCCCCGCUUCAGCUACAACGUUUCCAGGCGGACGUGCAGCGCACUGCUGAAGAAGUAGCACAUAUGAAGAAUCAGCGAGCAGCCAUGAAGGAGGAACGUCAUCAACUCCACAUGAGGUACCAGGAAGCCGCACAGCGUCACGAGAACGUGUAUGCUGAGCUCGAGGAAGCGCGCGCAGCGGUCAACACCCACGAGAUCCAAUUGAGCGAGCAAAUAAGGACGAUCGAAUCGUUGCAUGCCCAGCUUCGCGCGACGAAUGGGAAGCUUGCGGUGACGGAGGAUGCCAAUGCACGUCUAGAGCAACGACGCGAUGCCGUUUUUGCUCAGCUACGUGCGCUCGAGGCGGAGCUGCGUCGCGUCAAGAGCAAGUCUGACGAGUACGGCGCAGAUCUUGAGAGGGCCAGACGCAAUCAAGAGCUCGACAGAGCACGCGCAGUCGAAAUUGCUCAGAAGUCCAUCUUCUCCAACUCGAAGGCGCACGACAGGAUCAGUGAAUUGGAACGCGAUUUGGCGAUUGCCAGUAAGCGCUUCUCUCAGAAUCGUGCGCAGACCGAUAUCGCAUCACGCGCAGAGCACGCAGCGGAAUGCAAAGGACUGAUGCUACAGAUCCGUUAUCUCAAAGCCAAGCUGAUGCGCGAAGGAGAUCUGCGCGCAGAUUUGGCUCAUCAGAAGGGUUACUUGGAACAACUCGUCGGAGGUCUGAAGCUGAAUCAGGAAGCGACAAGACGCUUCAUUGCCGACAUCAGUCGCUCGCGGGGCAUCAGACCGCCUGCACCCGCGCACCCCACUCCCAAACAGCGAUUCAAGAAGUGCGCGCAGGCGAUUGUGGCCGUUGUUCGUAUGAGACAAAUGGCGGCUCGUUGGAAGCAAACUUGCGAAGUCAAGGUUCUUCUCAAGCGCGCUCACCUCGGUGCGAGGCAGAGACGCGCCGACCGCCUCGAACGAAAGCCAGAUGGCGCUGGCAAUCACUUGGCUCAUUAGCAACGCGCAUGCUCAUGCGCUUAUCCACCACAUCCUGCUUAGUGUACUACUACUACCACCACCACCGCCACCAUCUCGUCCUUCGAGCUUGCUUCGCUACUAUUGUACUCAUUUGCUUCUUAGUCUGAAUCACACGCUUGAUAUAUCGUGGUCUCAAAGCCGCUUGGCUAUCAUUGACGGUUGCGGGCCCUCGCGAUCUACAACGAUAUUCAAUUCAUACUUUAGAGUGCGCCUU
This is a messenger RNA of Ceraceosorus guamensis, 5580 nucleotides long. RefSeq lists its product as hypothetical. The record is from RefSeq and is a predicted model, not a curated record. The transcript has 7 exons. Bases 222 to 5345 code for a protein of 1707 amino acids. Lineage: Eukaryota; Fungi; Basidiomycota; Exobasidiomycetes; Ceraceosorales; Ceraceosoraceae.